AUGGCUGAUAAGUCCAAAUUCAUUGACUACAUUGAUGAAGCUCUGGAGAAGUCAAAGGAAACAGCACUGUCUCGCUUAUUAUUUACCUAUCAGGGGAUUCCUUACCCCAUCACCAUGUGCACCUUGGAAACAUUCCAGGCCUUGGACACCUUUGAAGCCAGAAGUGAUGACAUAGUGCUGGCAUCUUACCCCAAGUGUGGUUCCAAUUGGCUUCUCUAUAUUGUUAGUGAAUUAAUAUUUACUGUUACAAAAAAGAAGCAUGAAUAUCCAGAAUUCCCAGUUCUUGAAUGUGGUGACCCAGAAAAAUAUCAGAGAAUGAAACAAUUUCCAUCACCAAGGAUUUUGGCAACUCAUCUGCAUUAUGACAAACUACCUGAGUCCAUCUUCAAGAAUAAAGUCAAGAUAUUAGUGUUAUUUCGAAAUCCUAAAGACACAGCAGUAUCUUUUUUCCAUUUUCACAAUGAUGUUCCUGAUAUUCCAAGCUAUGGCUCCUGGGAUGAAUUCUUCAAACAGUUCAUGAAAGGUCAAGUUUCUUGGGGAAGUUAUUUUGAUUUUGCCAUCAAUUGGAAUAAACAUAUUGAGGAUGCAAAUGUUAAAUGCAUAUUAUAUGAAGACUUGAAAGAGAAUUUGGCCUCUGGAAUAAAACAAAUCGCUGAGUUCUUUGGAUUCUCGCUAACCGGGGAGCAGAUCGACACCAUCUCGGCCCUCAGCACCUUUGAAGCGAUGCGUGCAAGGUCUCAGGUCACCCACGGUGCGGUGGGCCCGUUCCUGUUCCGCAAAGGCAAAGUUGGUGACUGGAGGAAUUUAUUUCAUCAAAGUCAGAACCAGGAAAUGGAUGAAAAAUUCGAAGCGUGCUUAGCAGGCACUUCUGUAGGAGUCAAGCUGAAAUACAAUUCAUAUUGUCAGGCUUGA
This is a messenger RNA of Elephantulus edwardii (Cape elephant shrew), 912 nucleotides long. It is a transcript of the gene SULT6B1, whose product is annotated as sulfotransferase family, cytosolic, 6B, member 1. The transcript is spliced from 7 exons. Bases 1 to 912 code for a protein of 303 amino acids. Gene Ontology annotation, molecular function: sulfotransferase activity. Gene Ontology annotation, cellular component: cytoplasm. Gene Ontology annotation, biological process: sulfation. Lineage: Eukaryota; Metazoa; Chordata; Mammalia; Macroscelidea; Macroscelididae. The record is from RefSeq and is a predicted model, not a curated record.